AUGGAAAACAAGGACCACUCUAGAGAAGAUAGCAAGGAGAACGCAAAGAAAGAAGAUAGCGCAAUUCCGUCACGCUGCCCCUUUAGUGGCGUAGCUUUCGACCCAGCUUUGUUGAAGGAAUGGGAAAAUAAAAUGAAAGUGCAAAUGGCAGCUAGUGAAGCCGAAGUGAGCCGACUGCACAGUCUUCACCAAAACAUGAUAAAGCAGGGCAAGCAUGAAAUUAGGGACGAAAAGAAUGACGACGAACUUGUGGAUGACAAGGCUAGCGUUCUCGAACAAAAGAGAAUCUCGACACAACGCAUCCGAAUUACAAACAGCCAGUCAAACCGCACCAAAGAUCUGUUGGUGGAAGCAUCUUCUUCGCAAACAGUGUGGGACUCGAUCUACGAUAAUCCCAGUGUAAAGGAAGCCAAUAUCCGAAAAUGGAAUGCAGAAACAGUCCAAGGUGUCAAGGAUGGGUCGAAGGAGAUUCGAUUAGAGGUUUUUGGCAUUGUGUACGAGUUGGCUGAGUUGAAAGAGCUGAGCACUGAAGCGUUCUUUAAUCAAUCAAUAUCCGCUUUGGCCGCCUCCGACAGUCAAGAAGAUGCCGUGCUAAAGUUGCAGCUAUUUUGUGUGGACCUUUGA
Molecule: messenger RNA, 624 nt
Organism: Cylindrotheca closterium
Lineage: Eukaryota; Bacillariophyta; Bacillariophyceae; Bacillariales; Bacillariaceae
Source: the annotation of a GenBank genome assembly